Messenger RNA from Arctia plantaginis, 750 nucleotides. The record is from the annotation of a GenBank genome assembly. NCBI's taxonomy places the organism in Eukaryota, Metazoa, Arthropoda, Insecta, Lepidoptera, Erebidae.
AUGGAGUUUUAUGUGUUGGUUUUAAAAACAGUUUUUAUUGCAAUCGCAGCUGAGCCCUCUUGGGAAAAGGCACCUGGUGAUUAUGUUGCGGAGUAUGGUGACUACUUUGAGGGUGAUAUGGUCUUAACAGAGGCGCAACGUAAAGAGAUUGAAGCUGCGAUAAUGCCUGACUAUGACAACGGAGACAAUACACCUAAAAACGGUUUGGUCAAUGCUACUAAACGCUGGCCAAAUAAUAUUGUUGUGUAUGAUAUCUAUGAAAAUCAUUUCAGUUGCUUCUCUCAGGUAGGAUGCAAUCAGGCAAGUAACUCUAGGAAUUCUCAGGUGUUUAACCUGGCUGAUAAUUGUUUCCAUCAUGGCAUUAUAGUACAUGAAAUGAUGCACACUCUUGGAUUUUACCAUAUGCAGAGCUCUUACGACAGAGAUGAAUAUGUCACAAUUGUUUUUGAGAAUAUUGAAGACGGUUUAAAAAAAAAUUUCGCUAAGUACACCAAUGACACUGUAACAAAUUUUGGAGUUCCAUAUGAUUAUAGCAGUUUGAUGCAUUACGGGGAGAAAGCAUUCUCCAAGAACGGACAAAAAACCAUAAUUCCAAAAAAGGAAGGUGCAAAGAUCGGUCAAAGAGAAGGUUUAUCUGAAGGAGAUAUCAUAAAGUUGAACAGAAUGUACAACUGUACAAGAGAAGAAACGACUACGGCAAAAGCACCUAUAUUUAAUUGGGAUUUCUUGGAUAAGUUACCUAAACCCUAG